Molecule: messenger RNA, 3123 nt
Organism: Spirodela intermedia
Lineage: Eukaryota; Viridiplantae; Streptophyta; Magnoliopsida; Alismatales; Araceae
Source: the annotation of a GenBank genome assembly
AUGGAGUGGAAACCAAAGUUGACGACCCAAGUUCCAGCUCAAGCUUCUGCAACAACUAUGACACAUGAUGUGUCAACUGUCACAGUUGAAACGGACAGCCCGGCUGCGCCUCUUGCAAAUUCCAGAAAUCCCAAGGAAUCCACUUCAAACCUUCAGAAGAAGCUAGAAGAGUUGCACUUCUCAGAAAGUCAACACGUUAUCAUCCCUGAUCAUCUUCAAGUCCCAGAAGCUGAAAGAAGUGGAUUGAGCUUUGGAAGUUUUGAUGCCAGCUUUGGACUAGAAACGAGGUCAACGUUGCCGAAUGGUGCUGAUAGUGAGAGGAGCUCUAUGCUGCUGACUGAGUCAUCCCAGGGGCCUAAAGAAAACGUUGGAGGACCUACUUUGAGGUGAUAAACAUUACCUUCCCGUUAUAAUGGAAAUUUAGACAUGGAUUAAUUUUUGGCUGCAUACUGCGUUCUGUGUUUUUUCUCUGGUUUAUUGACUAGUUUAUACCUGCUAACUAGAUGAAUAAAUCCCUUCUUCUCUUUAUUAUUAACUUUUUCUUUUGAUAGCUUCUCAAAUAAUCCACCUUCAUUAGCUAGAUACCCUCCCUCGUCUGUCAAAUUGUUCAGCCUUGGAAUUCUAAAAAACUCUUUCCUUGACAGUGGAUCCUUCCUGUACCCUGGAACUCUUCCAUGAUGAUUGGUAGCUCACACCAUACUGUCGUCAAACUUCCUCAACAUCAUGUUUCAUUUCCUUACUAUCUUCGACAUUGUAUUUCUUGCUGUAGGUUGGUCCCAGUGGCAUUUGCAUUCUGCUUAAACCCUUUGAUUCCUUAAUUUCUUUCUUUCUGAUUACAGCACUCAGAAUGUUUCAUCAUCUGCUCAGCAAGAACAUCCAGUUCAUUCACAGGCGCCAUCUCAGAUGCCCGAAAAUCUGCCAUCUAAGGAGGCUGAUGCUCCGUUGGAUGUUCCUGCCAUGCCAGAACAUGAACAGUUGAAGCAGGCUACAGCUCUGGCACAAGGGAGCGCUCAGAUCUCGCCCUUGCACACUUCUCCACUGUAUUCAGCAUUCGGUUUGGUCCCACCAGUGCUCGGAGGUCAGUUCGCACCUUUUGAAGGCUCUGAGGCUCAGGCUCGUGAACCCUCUGCUGUUGCUAGCUUUAUAGUAAGUCGUCCAAAUCCAUCUAAACAUCUCCGCCCUCUCUUUUAUUUUCGUUAUUUUAGGAAAUAUGGAUAGCAACCCGUUCUAUCAAUAUAAACUGAGGUGAUGAAAGAGAGAGAGAGCCCUCUGACCAACCAAGAACGGCCUAAUUGAAUGUGAAAAAAAAAGGCAUUUCACGAAGAUCUUUCUAUGCAGUGUCUAUUCAAAGGAUUUGGCCGGAAUUACUUCUUACUUAGGCAAGCUUAAGCCUCCAGGAGAAUGAUGGUGCUGCUCCUCGUCAGAAGAACUUCCUAGCAUUUAAGUGAUCACAUUGACCAAUCUCUCUAACUCCUUAUGGGCUCCCAAAUAAUUCCAUGUUCCGUCGGGGAGAAAUAAAGCUAACUUUCUACAUAUUACUUGUAAUUAAUAUCUGUGUUACAUCUAUUUCAUCAAUGUCUUUUUUUCUGUUUUUAUUUGACAUCGUUCGAAUAUUAAACGAUUUUUUUAUUUUUUAUUUUUUUAUAGCAGGUUCAGCAGCCAUUUGAUCCUUCUACAAAUUAUUAUACCCAAAUUUAUCAACCAGGAGCUGAUGGAGAUGGUCGUUUCUCUCCAUAUCUUGCACCCGGUGGCACUACUAAAUAUAAUGGAAAUACUGCCAUCUUGUCCCCCCAAACCGGCCAGUCUGCUCAAGAGGUUCGUAAACUUAGACUGCAAUAUUUUGCUCGCAAUGGUCAAAGACUGAGGCCAUGAUUUUUUAUAAUUAUAAUCAGAAAAAUUAUCAUGGCUGUUGGGAAAUUCCAAUCUUUUAAAUAUUCAGGAUAAUCAAACUGACCCAUUUAUCUAGUUUAUUAUUUUCAUAACUUUUUCUGUAUUUCUCAUGUCCCUUGUUCUUCUCUUCCAGCAGACCGCCAGUUCUCCCAUGUUACCCGCCACUGGCAUCACCAACCAAGCUGGCGGAGCUGUGCAGACCUCGGUGGCCAUAGCCCAACAGCAUCUCCCUGCUUACAGGCAGCCAGCUGGUGUACAUAUGCCCCAGUAUCCCCCUAAUUAUAUGCCGUAUGGUCAUUAUUUCUCCCCAUUCUACGUUCCAACUCCUCCAAUUCAUCCCUUCUUUAGUAGCACCGCCUUUCCCCAGCAGCCCUUGGCCAGCAGCCUGUACCCACCUCCUGCCGCCGCCGCCACCGCCACCCCCGUAAAAUACUCCCAAUAUAAGAGCGGAACCGGCGGCAGCAACCCUUCUCACUCUGCCGUGCCAUCGAGCAAUGGGCCCUACAGCUCCGGUCAACCUGGGUACACCUCCAGCCCUCCAGUGGUCAACGAUGACCCCUCCGCGACCCAGUACAAGGACAACAACGUUUACAUCAGCGGGCAGCAGGUAUUUUCUUUACCCAGAUGGCGCUCCUCUCUCUUUCUCUCUCUAAAGAUCUCUUGCUCAAAUCAAUGAUGGGCUAUUGUUCUCUUGUUCUCCCGAAUCUGAAUAAGGCAGGGAUUUAUCAAUAAUGGUUGACUCUUUUGAAAAACAUUGGCUCACGUGUAUCAACUGUGCUAUAGCCCUUGUGAUACAAAUCUUAACAUAUAGAUAAUUUCUUUACCAAGAUGGGUAUUUGAUGAUCUGGAUAAUAGUUCUUUGGCCGUUUAUUUUUAGUCAAUGGGGGGUUUGACUAUGUUCUUCGUUUUCCUUGAUUUGUCGUGUUGCAGAGCGAAGGCGGCACAGUCUGGAUUCCAAGCCCUGGGAGGGAUCUUCCCGGCCUCCAGGCGGGUUCUUUCUACAAUCUCCCUCCGGGGCAGCACAUGCCAUUCGCAGCUGCUCAGUCAGGAAACAACCCCUUUGCUGGGCUCUACCAUCCUGGCCAGUCUCUGGGCGGCGCCGCCACCAUGCAUCCGAUGCUCCAGCCGCCGUUGACCGUCAGCGGAUCCGGUGGUGCUGAAAUGGCGCCGCCACCAGCCGGCGUCUACCAGCAGCCCCAGCGUGCGCAGAUGAAUUGGGCCGGUAACUAUUGA